Molecule: messenger RNA, 13905 nt
Organism: Homo sapiens (human)
Lineage: Eukaryota; Metazoa; Chordata; Mammalia; Primates; Hominidae
Gene: SHPRH
Product: SNF2 histone linker PHD RING helicase
Exons: 30
Coding region: 661-5895 (1744 amino acids)
Biological process (GO): protein ubiquitination; nucleosome assembly
Cellular component (GO): nucleosome
Molecular function (GO): DNA binding; ubiquitin protein ligase activity; ATP binding
Source: RefSeq, a predicted model, not a curated record
ACGCUACAGCGCGCGCCCGGCAGCUAGGCGCUGUGGUUUCUGGGUCUCCCGGGGGACCCCUACACGUUCCGGCAAAAAGCGCUCGUGCCCACCUCAAGCCCAUGUUCGGUGGGUGGCGAAUGCGUGCCCGUGAUCUGCUGGGUCUGUAGAGGAGCGCAGGCCUGGUGCAAACAGACUCAAGAGGCUCGGAGAACCAGCUUGGGUAGGCGCUUGGGUGAUGGAAGGUCAGGGGUCAGAGGUCGGGAGGGAGGGAGGGAGGUGGUCUUUGGCCUCCGGGACCAGGGAGGGAGGACGCUGGUUGUCCUGGAGCCCGGGAAGCUCAAGGGCUGAGAGGGAGCCGCUGCGCGAGUCUUCCCCACCUCUUCCCGAUCCCGGACUAGCGAACUUCGGACCACCACGUCCCUCCGGGGAUAAAGUGGGGUCGUGGGAAAGGAGGCUGUGCUUCUCCUCAUGCACUGGGGCCUGCGGUGUUUGUCUCGAGCGUCCAACACACUAGGAUCCGGGAGUCCGUCGUCACGCUCCUUGGCCUCGCGGUCGCUUGUUUGCUCGGCCUGCUGGGAGCGAUCCGGCGCUGACAGCCCCGCUCAGACUCCGGGAGCCGCUUGUGGGUCUUUCGGAAGAUAACUGAAGUUCACAGUUACCAGCCAAGAAAACUUGAAAAUGAGCAGCCGACGGAAACGUGCUCCUCCAGUGAGGGUAGAUGAGGAAAAGAGGCAGCAGCUUCAUUGGAAUAUGCAUGAGGACAGAAGGAAUGAACCUAUCAUCAUAAGUGAUGAUGACGAGCAGCCCUGCCCAGGUUCAGAUACCUCUUCUGCUCAUUAUAUCAUUCUAAGUGAUAGUCUAAAGGAAGAAGUGGCUCACAGAGAUAAGAAGAGGUGUUCAAAAGUGGUGAGCUUCUCAAAACCAAUUGAAAAAGAAGAGACUGUUGGUAUUUUUUCCCCUUUGUCUGUAAAGUUAAAUAUUGUGAUUUCUCCCUAUCAUUUUGAUAAUUCCUGGAAAGCAUUUCUAGGAGAAUUAACUCUUCAGCUUCUUCCUGCACAGAGUUUAAUUGAAAAUUUUUCCGAAAGGAGUAUUACAUUGAUGAGUUCAGAGUCAAGCAAUCAGUUCCUGAUUUAUGUUCAUUCAAAAGGUGAAGAUGUAGAGAAACAAAAAAAAGAACCGAUGAGUAUUUGUGACAAGGGUAUUCUGGUGGAGUCAUCCUUCAGUGGUGAAAUGUUAGAAGAUUUGGGGUGGCUACAAAAGAAGAGAAGAAUAAAACUCUAUCAGAAACCAGAAGGAAAUCACAUUAUCAAGGUUGGAAUUUAUCUUUUGGAAGCUGGCCUAGCAAAACUAGACUUCUUGAGUGAUGCAAAUUCAAGAAUGAAAAAGUUCAAUCAGCUCAUGAAGAAAGUAAUGGAAAAGUUACACAAUUCUAUUAUUCCAGAUGUGUUGGAAGAGGAUGAAGAUGAUCCGGAGAGUGAGCCAGAGGGACAAGACAUUGACGAGCUGUAUCACUUUGUGAAACAAACACAUCAGCAAGAAACGCAGUCCAUCCAAGUGGAUGUCCAGCAUCCUGCAUUGAUCCCUGUGUUGAGACCCUACCAAAGAGAGGCUGUCAAUUGGAUGCUACAACAAGAGUGUUUCAGAAGCAGUCCUGCUACUGAAAGUGCCCUGCACUUCUUAUGGCGAGAGAUUGUUACAUCUGAGGGUCUGAAACUCUACUAUAAUCCAUAUACAGGCUGCAUCAUUCGUGAGUACCCAAAUUCUGGGCCGCAGUUGCUUGGUGGAAUUUUAGCAGAUGAGAUGGGUCUUGGAAAGACAGUGGAGGUUUUGGCUCUGAUUCUGACACAUACUCGACAAGAUGUCAAGCAAGAUGCUCUCACUCUUCCCGAGGGAAAAGUGGUGAAUUAUUUUAUUCCGUCACAUUAUUUUGGAGGAAAACUGAAAAAGACAGAAAUCCAGAAUAUCGAAUUUGAACCAAAAGAAAAAGUUCAAUGCCCUCCUACACGUGUGAUGAUACUGACAGCUGUGAAAGAAAUGAAUGGAAAAAAAGGAGUGUCCAUCCUUUCCAUCUAUAAGUAUGUCAGUUCUAUAUAUAGAUACGAUGUUCAACGGAACAGGAGUCUUUUGAAACGGAUGCUGAAAUGUUUAAUUUUUGAAGGUCUCGUGAAACAGAUCAAAGGCCAUGGUUUUUCUGGGACUUUUACAUUGGGAAAGAAUUACAAGGAAGAGGAUAUAUGUGAUAAAACAAAAAAGCAGGCAGUAGGGAGUCCAAGGAAAAUUCAGAAAGAAACUAGAAAAUCAGGGAACAAGGACACAGAUUCUGAAUACUUGCCAUCAGACACCUCUGAUGAUGAUGAUGAUCCUUACUAUUAUUAUUAUAAGUCCAGGAGAAAUCGCAGUAAAUUGAGGAAAAAGCUUGUUCCAUCCACAAAAAAAGGAAAAAGUCAACCAUUUAUCAAUCCCGAUUCACAAGGUCACUGUCCAGCUACUAGCGACUCUGGAAUAACUGAUGUUGCUAUGUCUAAAAGUACAUGUAUCUCUGAAUUCAACCAAGAACAUGAAACAGAGGACUGUGCUGAAUCUCUAAAUCAUGCUGAUAGUGAUGUACCACCUUCUAAUACCAUGAGUCCCUUUAACACCUCUGAUUACCGCUUUGAGUGUAUAUGUGGUGAACUUGAUCAGAUAGAUCGUAAGCCUCGUGUUCAAUGCCUGAAGUGUCACCUGUGGCAACAUGCAAAGUGUGUGAAUUAUGAUGAGAAAAAUCUGAAGAUCAAGCCUUUUUACUGCCCCCACUGCCUUGUUGCAAUGGAACCAGUGUCAACAAGAGCAACUCUGAUCAUCUCUCCAAGUUCCAUCUGUCACCAGUGGGUGGAUGAGAUCAACAGGCAUGUGAGGUCGUCAUCUCUUCGAGUCUUGGUAUAUCAAGGAGUGAAGAAAGAUGGCUUUUUACAACCUCAUUUUUUGGCAGAACAGGAUAUAGUUAUCAUUACCUAUGAUGUACUGCGUUCAGAAUUAAAUUAUGUCGAUAUCCCACAUAGCAAUAGUGAGGAUGGGCGUCGCCUACGGAACCAGAAGCGCUAUAUGGCUAUCCCGAGCCCCCUGGUAGCUGUGGAGUGGUGGAGGAUCUGCCUUGAUGAAGCUCAGAUGGUUGAGUGUCCCACAGUAAAAGCUGCAGAAAUGGCCCAGCGUUUGAGUGGGAUUAAUCGAUGGUGUAUCAGUGGCACUCCAGUACAGAGAGGAUUAGAGGAUCUUUUUGGGUUAGUGGUCUUUCUUGGUAUUGAACCUUACUGUGUCAAACACUGGUGGGUUCGACUUCUCUAUCGGCCUUACUGCAAGAAGAAUCCUCAGCAUCUCUACAGCUUUAUUGCCAAGAUACUGUGGAGGUCUGCAAAGAAAGAUGUGAUUGACCAAAUCCAAAUACCACCACAAACCGAAGAAAUACACUGGCUCCACUUUUCUCCAGUGGAAAGGCAUUUCUAUCACCGUCAGCAUGAGGUGUGCUGCCAGGAUGUGGUGGUAAAACUCAGGAAGAUUUCUGACUGGGCUCUGAAGCUCAGCAGCCUAGACAGAAGGACUGUCACCUCUAUCCUGUAUCCAUUGCUGAGGCUCAGACAGGCCUGCUGUCACCCACAGGCUGUUCGUGGAGAGUUCUUGCCACUCCAAAAAAGCACCAUGACAAUGGAAGAGCUGCUGACAUCUUUGCAGAAGAAAUGUGGAACUGAAUGUGAAGAAGCACAUCGACAGCUAGUUUGUGCUCUCAAUGGCUUAGCAGGCAUUCAUAUUAUUAAAGGUGAGUAUGCCUUGGCAGCAGAAUUGUACAGAGAAGUGUUGCGCUCCUCGGAGGAACACAAAGGAAAACUCAAAACUGAUUCACUUCAAAGACUUCAUGCUACCCAUAACUUGAUGGAAUUGUUGAUAGCCAGGCACCCAGGGAUACCACCUACCUUGCGUGAUGGCCGACUUGAGGAAGAGGCCAAACAGCUGCGAGAGCACUACAUGAGCAAGUGUAAUACAGAAGUUGCUGAAGCCCAGCAAGCUUUAUAUCCUGUGCAGCAGACCAUCCAUGAGCUUCAAAGAAAGAUUCAUUCUAAUUCUCCUUGGUGGCUAAAUGUGAUCCACAGAGCAAUAGAAUUUACUAUUGAUGAGGAGCUAGUUCAGCGAGUGCGAAAUGAAAUAACCAGCAACUACAAGCAACAAACUGGCAAGCUUUCUAUGUCAGAGAAGUUCCGUGAUUGCAGAGGUCUUCAGUUCUUACUUACAACACAAAUGGAAGAGCUAAAUAAAUGCCAGAAGCUAGUAAGAGAGGCUGUAAAAAACCUGGAGGGACCUCCAUCUCGUAAUGUUAUUGAGUCUGCAACAGUCUGUCACCUCCGACCAGCCAGACUUCCUCUCAACUGCUGUGUCUUUUGUAAAGCUGAUGAAUUGUUCACAGAGUAUGAAUCAAAGCUAUUUUCCAACACAGUCAAAGGCCAGACUGCAAUAUUUGAGGAGAUGAUAGAAGAUGAAGAAGGACUGGUGGAUGAUCGAGCACCUACCACCACCCGGGGUCUCUGGGCAAUAAGUGAGACAGAGCGAUCUAUGAAAGCAAUACUAUCAUUUGCAAAAUCACAUAGGUUUGAUGUUGAAUUUGUUGAUGAAGGAAGCACUUCAAUGGAUCUCUUUGAAGCAUGGAAGAAGGAAUAUAAGUUGCUUCAUGAAUAUUGGAUGGCUCUGAGGAAUCGUGUGUCUGCUGUUGAUGAACUUGCAAUGGCUACAGAACGACUAAGAGUGCGUGAUCCUAGGGAGCCAAAGCCUAAUCCGCCUGUUCUUCAUAUCAUUGAACCACAUGAGGUAGAACAAAACCGAAUAAAACUACUAAAUGAUAAAGCUGUUGCUACAUCACAGCUUCAGAAAAAACUUGGGCAGCUUCUUUACCUAACUAAUUUGGAGAAGUCUCAAGAUAAAACAUCGGGAGGUGUUAAUCCAGAACCUUGCCCAAUCUGUGCUCGACAGCUAGGAAAACAGUGGGCGGUACUGACCUGUGGUCACUGUUUCUGUAAUGAAUGCAUUUCUAUAAUUAUUGAACAAUACAGCGUGGGAUCUCACAGAAGCUCCAUUAAGUGUGCAAUCUGCCGCCAGACCACAUCUCACAAAGAAAUCUCGUAUGUCUUUACCUCAGAGAAAGCAAACCAGGAGGAGGACAUCCCUGUGAAGGGCAGCCAUUCUACAAAAGUGGAAGCUGUGGUCAGAACUCUGAUGAAAAUACAGCUUAGAGAUCCAGGGGCCAAAGCACUCGUUUUCUCAACGUGGCAAGAUGUAUUAGAUAUUAUUUCAAAAGCUCUUACUGACAACAACAUGGAAUUUGCACAAAUCAGUCGUGUUAAGACAUUUCAGGAGAACCUUUCAGCAUUUAAACGUGAUCCCCAAAUCAAUAUUUUGCUGCUGCCCCUGCACACAGGUUCUAAUGGAUUAACUAUCAUUGAAGCAACUCAUGUUCUCUUGGUGGAGCCCAUAUUGAACCCUGCCCAUGAGCUUCAGGCCAUAGGGAGGGUGCACCGAAUUGGACAGACAAAACCUACUAUUGUACACAGAUUCUUAAUUAAAGCAACAAUAGAAGAAAGAAUGCAGGCAAUGCUGAAAACUGCUGAGAGAAGGUAUUGGAAAAAGCAGUUUAUCCACCAUCAUUACAUAAAAAGGACGCUUAUCAGACCAAGCAUUCCUAACUGGAGUCAGUGGACUUACGAAAGGAAAAAAGGUCCACAGGUGAGCUUCAAAGGGCAAACUCCCAAGAUGUGUACCUUCCAGCAGCUUCCUAGAGACAGAGUUUCAUAUUGUCAGAUUCUUAAAGGGAUUCAAGGCCUAAAAGGACCCAUUGCCAUAGACCAUCAGUUUCCAAGUGUGGUCCUUAGGGAUCUCCAAGACCAAGGAGUCUGAAGGGCCCUAGGAUUUUCUUCAUAUGUGUCAACAAAAACAACAUGCUCAACACAAGUCUCUUGCCUGCCACCAUGUAAGACAUGCCUUUGCUCCUCCUUCACCUUCAACCCUAAUUGUGAGGCCUCCCCAGCCAUGAGGAACUGUAAGUUAAUUCAACCUCUUUUUCAUUAUAAAUUACCCAGUCUUGGGGAUUUCUUCAUAAGAGUAUGAAAAUGGACUAAUACAAACAACAACAAAGAAUUUAAAUAAUGAAAUAUAUUCCAUAGCCUGUUUUUAUUUAAAAACUAAAAAUCUAUGUUUUAAUAACAGCAAAAAGAUUCUGUCCCAUUAGUAAGUAAAAACACAAUCUUUUACAUUGUUUUACUCCAACUAUAAUUUAUGCGUGCUUUAAAAUAGAAAUAGCUAAUAACCUAUUUACAUUUUAAAUAAAUGUGCACUGGAUAUAUAGUUGCACAAACCUUUUACUGGUGAGAUAUGUAAUUAAAUAAGUUUGGAGAUCACUGGAAGAGAAGUAAUUGUUGCUCUUACGAAUGUGAGAAGCUUUUAUUCUAGUUAAGUUUUUAUCACUCGAAACUCUUUUAGGAUGCUUGAAAUUGCUUUCAAAGCCAAUUAAGAAAUUAUACAAUUUCUUCAUAACCUCACAUCAUUUUGUUUUAUUAACCAAAAAAGUAUAUUUUCUAUUUUAUAUACAUUAACUUAUUAUAUUUUGUAAUGUAUAUAUUUUAUAUAGUUUCUAAUUUAUACUCAUUACGUGCCAGGCUUGCUUUGCAUGUGUACCCUUCCUGAAAAGUUUUUUUCUUUCCUUUUCAACUUUUUUUUUUUUUCUUUGAGACAAGAUCUCACUGUGUUACCCACGUUGGAGUGCAUUGGCAUGAUCAUGACUCACUGCAGCCUCAACCUCCCAGGGUCUGGUGAUCUUCCCACCUCAAUCUCCCAGGUAUCUGGAACUGCAGGCACAUGCCACCACACUAGGAUGAUUUUUGUAGUUUUUGUAGAGACAGGGUUUCUCCAUGUUGCCCAAGCUGGUCUCAAACUCCUGGGCUCAAGUGAUCCUCCUGCCUCAGCCUCCCAAAGUGCUAAGAUUACAGGCAUGAGCCACUGCACUCAGCCUGUAUUUUUAAUCUUAAAAUUGGCAGUUAUGGGUCAAGAAUUUUGCAGAGGAAAUGUAGACCUAUGUUAAUAUUAAAUAAUGAAUUUAUUCCAUGUUUCAAUUUUUUCAGUCAAAAAGUAGAUAAAGCACCUAAUUUAGGCUUAAUAAUAAUUUAUUAUCUCAUGAAGUUUCUAGAAUGUUUGGAGAUACACCUGGUAACAUGAGGGAAAAAGUCAACAGUAAAUGUUCUGUUUUCAGAAACCUAAACAUUGAGAAAAUUAAUAUUGUCAACAAAUGUUAGUACUUAGUCUUGUGUCUUGCAAUAUUUUCAUGUUUGUUUUCUCCCUCAUUGGGUAGAGAAGGCGUGAAGAAUUUCAUCAUUAUAUCAAGAUGGUGGGGGGAAGCUAGUCACCAUUUCUUUUUUUCUUUUUUCCUUUUUUUUUUUUUUUUUUUUUUGAGAUUGAGUUUCACUCGUUACCCAGGCUGGAGUGCAAUGGUGCGAUCUUGGCUCACCACAACCUCCUACUCCCGGGUUCCAGCAAUUCUCCUGCCUCAGCCUCCCGAGUAGCUGGCAUUACAAGGCACCCACCACCAUGCCCAGAUAAUGUUUGUAUUUUUAGUAAACACGGGGUUUCACCAUGUUGGCCAGGCUGGUCUCGAACUCCUGACCUCAGGAGAUCCACCUGCCUUGGCCUCCCAAAGUGCUGGGAUUACAGGCAUGAGCCACCACACCCGGCUGCUAGUCACCUUUUCUACUGAAUACAGAAGAGGCGCCUAUAGGAUCGGUUUUGAUUAUCCAUGAGAAAAGAGAGUUUUAGAAUGCAGAAUAAACUAUCAAAGGAGAUAGUGAAAUCCUUUCUGAAAAAUUUUAAGAAAAGGAAAGAAUUUUUUUAAGUGCAGAUAAACUUCAAGAGUUUAAGUCCUAUAUUUAAAUAACUAUGGUAUUUUCUGUUUUAGGUUUGUUUUUCUUUCUCCCAAAAUAUAUGGUGUUAAGUUCCAGAAUAUCUUCAGCCAACUAAGAAAUACAAGGAGGAAUGGGGGGUGUUAUUUUCUUUUUUUUUAAAGUUAGUAAACAGAGAAAAAGCAACUAUUUCUUUUUUAAAAUGUAUCAAAGAAUUUAAUGACUUCAGUACAAGAGGCAGUGGGUGUUCAGUAAAUAGUAAUUUAACUGGUUAGAAUAAAUAAAAAUAUGAUAACUAUGGCUCACAACAGAGCAGAGUCAUGUAGUUACUAAAACAUUUGCACAAAUACUGUCCACCAAAGGGACCCAGCUCAUAAGCACUGAGAAAUGACUAAUAUUUCUCAUGUAACUGUAUUAUUCCCAUCUGUUUCAUAUUUAAAUUUAGAGGAAGUUUUAAUAGUACCAAAUUCAUAUAAAUCUUUUGAAGUCCAUGAACAGUAAGAAGUGCUAUUUGAUUCUUAUUCCUUGAUUUUGAUAUCAGUAAUUGUUAUACACACUGAUUAGCUUUUAUCUCCAAAUUUUAUUUAAUACUGCCUAAUGCUGGUUGUUUCUUUUGGAGUCCUAUAAAUCUGGCUGCCAAGAAAAAUGAUGGCUCUGCUCCGAAACCACAAAGUGGCUGUAUUAACAUUUAGUGAAUCUCAAGUAGAAAGGAACAGUGAAAUUCCUGAGGAAGCCAUUCUCCAGAAUAAUAAAGUAUUAGCGUUUUUCUCAUAGUAGACAAAAGUCAUGGGUUUUCCUCCUUGGCAGGGAGCAAACUCAACCUUAAAAAGUGAUAGUCAACAACAGAAAGACAAAUAACCCAAUUUAAAACUGGGCAAAGGAUUUGAAUAGACAUUUCUCCAAAGAAGAUAAUAUGUAAGUGACCAAUAAGCACAUGAAAAGAUGAUCAACAGCUUUAGCAGCUGGGAAAGUAGAUAUCAAAACCGAAAUAUGAAGGUUUGGAGAGGAGGAAGGAAUGAAUAAACAAAACGGGAUUUUUAGGACAGUGAGCCUUCUGUAUGCUACUACACGGGUGGAUAUAUGUCAUUACACAUUUGCUGGACCCAUAGAAUGUACAACACCAAAAAUGGACCCUAAUAUAAACUGUGGACUUUGGAUAAUGAUGUGUCAUAAUUUGAAACAAAUGUACAACUGUGAUGUGGGAUAUUGAUAGUAGGAAAGGUUGUGCAUGGGGUUGGGGGGAGGCAGGGGUAUAUGAGAACUCUGUGUACUUUCUGCUCAAUUUUGCUGUGAACCUAAAACUUUCGUAGAAAAUAGUCUAUUAGAAAACAAUGAGCUAUCACUUUACACCACAUGACUUGUAGAUGAAAAGAGUCAAACUCUGUAAAAUAUUUGAAGAGAUUUAUUCUGAGUCAAAUAUGAACAACCUUGGCCCGUGACACAGCCCUCAGGUGGUCCUGAGAACAUGUGCCCAAGGUGGUCGGGGUGCAGCUUGGUUUUAUAUAUUUUAGAGAGGCAUAAAACAUCAAUCAAAUACAUUUAAGAAAUACAUUGGUUUGGUUCAGAAAGGUGAGACAACUCAAAGUGGGGCCUUCCAGGCUAUAGGUAAAUUUAAACAUUUUCGGGUGGACAGUUGGUUGAAUUUGUCUAAAGACUUGGGAUCAAUAGAAAGGAAUGUUCAGGUUAAGAUAAAGGAUUGUGGAGAACCAGUUUUAUUGUUCAGAAGAAUCUCUCAGAUGGCAGACUUCAGAGAGAGGGUAGGUUGUAAAAUGUUUCUUAUCAAAUCUAAAAGGAUGCCUAGCUCUUAGUUGAUUAUCCACUGGAUCUGCAAAGAAAGGAAAGAAAAUAAAAGGGGAAGGAGAUUUUCUAUGGAAUGUGGAUUUUUCCCACAAGAGACUUUGCAGGGCAAUUUCGAGGCAUGGCAAGGAAAUAUAUUAUGGGGCUAAAUAUUAUUUCCUUGUCUCAUAAUGUCACGCCAGAGUCAGAUUGAAAAGCAAGUCACAAUAUACAUGGUCAAAUAAAAGCCAUCUGAUGAGGAUCCAUGGUUUGUAGGACAUGACUCCCCAGACCUCUUAGGUAGGAAUUUGGGCAAGAUAAAAAUCAGAGCUUAGUCCCUGAACUAUAGUCAAAAGAUAGACAAUAACAAGUUUUGUUAAGGAUACAGAAAAUUGGAACCCUCAAACAUUGCUGGUAGGAAUGUAAAAUGGUACAGCUGCUUUGGAAAACCAUUUAUCCGUGUCUUAAAUAGUUAAAUGUACACCUAGCAGCUAUGCCACUCCUAUGUACUUAAGAGAAAAUAAAACAUAUAUUCAUACAAAAACUCAUAUGAACAGUCUGGCAGGUACCUGGAGUGUUAAAUGGAGUUACCACAUGACCCAACAUUUCUACUCCUAGGUAUUUACCUGUAAUAGUCUGCUAGAGCUGCCAUAACAAAAUACCACAGACUGAGUAAAUUAAACAACAGAAAUUUAUUUAUUACAGUUUUGGAGCCUGGCAGUUGAAGAUUACAGUGCUGGCAGGUCUGUUUUCUUCUAAGAUCUCUCUCCUUUCUUGCAGAUGGUUGUUUUCUGUAUCCUCACAUGGUGUUUCCCUGUGCGGACAGGCCCCUGAUGGCUUUUUAUAAGGACACUAUUCAUACGGGAUUAGAGCCCCCAUCCUAGCAGCUUUACUUUAGCAUAACCACCUCUAUACACACCUUAUCUUUAAAUACAGUUACAUCCUGAGAUACUAGGGGUUGGGACUUCAAAUUAUGAAUUUGGUGGAGCCACAGUUCAGCCUAUAAUAAUAAUGGAGAGAAAUGAAAACAUGUGUUCACAGAAAAACUUGUAUGUGAAUAUUUAUAGCAGCAUUAUUUAUAGUAGGCAAAUGUGGAAACAACCCAAAUGCCUAUCAAACGAUAAAUGGAUAAAUCAAAUAUGGUUAUACUUCUAAUGGAAUAUGAUUUGGACAAAAAAGAAAUGAAAUACUUAUACAUGCUACAACAUGGAUGAACCUUAAAAACAUUAUGCUAAGUGAAAAAAAGCAGUCCCAAAAUACUGUAUAUUUCUGUUUAUAAGAAAUGUCUAGAAUAGGCAAAUCUUUAUUUUUUUUAGAGGAUGGGUUCUCACUCUGUCACCCAGAUGGGAGUGCAGUAGCAGUAUCAUAAUUCACUGCAGCCUGAAACUCCUGGGCUUAAAUGAUCCUCCUGCCUUGGCCUCCUCAAGUAGCUGGGACUACAGGUGUACACCGCCACUCCUCAUAAGAACAGGCAAAUCUUUAGAGACAGAAAUUACAUUAGUGGUUGCCCAGGACUAGGAGAGGAACUGGAGUGACUGCUAAUGGGCAUGGGGUUUCUUUAUGGAGUAAUGAAAGUGUUCUAAAUUUAGACUGUAGUGAUAGUUGCACAACUUUGUGAAUCUACUAAAAACCACUGACUUGUACACUUUAAAUGGCUGAAUUUCAUGGUGUGUGAAUUGUAUCUCGAAGAUAUUUUUGAAACAUUUUUAAAGUAGCACAAAAGCUUAUUUUAAAAAAUAUCAUUUGGCAUGCAAAACUUCGGCAGAGCCAAUUGUAGAUGAAAAUGAGACAGAUGGCCUUCAAAAUAUGAAGCACACAUUGUAAAGAAUGUUGUACUCCAGGCCUGUGAAUCUCACUGAUAUCUGGCAGCCACAGUUAAAAUGUUGUAGCAUCUGGAAUUGCGGGCUGUAAUUGAAACUCAACUGAAGAGCUUUCUGUGGAGCUGGAAUGACCAGCCAAUGCAUAAAGUUGUUAAACAUGAAACAAAGAUAACUAUUAUCUUUUAAAAACCUCUCAUUAACCCUCAUGACGUUCUUGGGUGAAGGUCUAAUCUGGCACACUUGCUAACUUCUAAUAAAGAAUCAAAUGGUCUUCCAACUCACAUAAUGACUAAUUCUAAAGCAUGCAACCUCAAAGUACUACAUUCUCCCUGUUCUAGAAAUACAACCCUAGAGGGCCAGUCUUCCUUCAGCAUUCAAAUAUUGAGUAGAACAACUGAACUGUAAGGUUCAACUAAAGGAAUGCAACUGUGACUUGAGCUGUGGAACGGCUAUGGCCUAAGUCAAGAAUUCUCAACCUCAGCACUAGUGAUUGACAUUUUGGGCCAGGCAAUUCUUUCUUCUGGGGCCUGUCCUAUGCAUUAUAAGAUUGAGCAGCAUCCCUGGCCUCUACCCAUUAGAUGCCAGAAACAUACUCCACCCCCAAGCUUUGACAACCAAAAAUGUUUCCAGAAAUUUCCAAUAUCUCCUGGGGCUUAAAUCAAGAACCACUGGCAUAAGCCAAGGAAGAACUAACCAUUUACCAUGGUACAGGAUGAGUAUCCCAUAUCUUGGGACCAGAAGUGUUUUGGAUUUCAGAUUUUUUAAUAUUUGCAUUAUGUGCUUACUGGUUGAGCAUCUGAAAUCCAAAAUGCAUUUCCCUUGAGACUUAUAUCAGUGCUCAAAAGGUUUCAGUUUUGAAGCAUUUCAAAUUUGGGAUUUUGGGAUUUGGGAUGCUAAUCUGCAAUAACAUAGACCAUGUACCAAAAGAAAAAAAUCGAUAUGUUUAAUUUGUACUUCAUUUAUUCAAGCUCUGUGGAGUUUAAAUAUUCAGAAUAUUAUGCAAAAACCAGUUUCCUUGAUCAUACUAAGUUUUGAUGACCAUAAUCAUUGACAAGUUUAUUCAGGAGAUUUUCAUAUGUUGCUCUAAAGUUUAAACCCAAUGCUGAAAUGCCAGCUUGGAGCCACAUAAGGAAUGAGCUGUUUGUAUUCUAUUAAAAGACUGCCCUUGAAAAUUUACAGAUGAAAAAACUUCAAGGGGAUAAAAAUGUGAUUUUAAAAUCAAUUUUGCCACCUAGUAAAGGAUUUGCUAAAUGGAUAACUAUGAGGUGAUGGAUGUGUUAAUUAUCUUGAUUUUGGUAAUCAUUUCAGAAUGUAUAUGUAUAUCAAAACAUUACAUUAUACACCUUAAAUAUGUACAAUUUUUGUAUGUCAAUUAUACCUUAAUAAAGCUCAGAAUAAAAAAAAAUGCUGUCAUUAACAGAGAGUUUGCAAAUACACUCAAAGUCUUUAUCAUUAAGGACACGGACACCAGGCAGCAUGAUGGAACUCACUUUCAUUGUUCUUCCAGCCUAUCAACUGAAUCACAUAAGAAUGAAAGAUGAAGUAAAGUUUUGAUACGGUGUACUUCAAGGUUUUUAAAUGUGAAUUUAUUGCAUUCUGAAACUAUGGUGUAGAUGACAUCUGCCCACACAUUAUUAUUAUUAUUAUUAUUAUUAUUAUUUUAUUAUUUUUGAGAUGGAGUUUCACUCUUGUUGCCCAGACUGGAGUGCAAUGGCACGAUCUCGGCUCACUGCAACCUCCUCUUCCUGAAUUCAAGUGAUUCUCCUGCCUCAGCCUCCCAAGUAGCUGGGAUUACAGGCUUGCUCCACCAUGCGCCGCUAAUUUUGUAUUUUUAAUAGAGACGGGGUUUCCCCAUGUUGGCCAGGCUGGUCUUGAACUCCUGACCUCAGGUGAUCCACCUGCCUCAGACUCCCAAAGUGCUGGGAUUACAGGCGUGAGCCACUGUGCCCAGCCUGCCCACACAUUUUGAUGUCAUAAUACUAACAUAAUAUCACUUUGUGAUAUUAAUUUUGUGACACUGAAAAGUCUUCACCUGUCUCAAGAGGACCCUAAGUAGACCUCAUGCCUCUGGCUUCUAGAGGCUGGGACUACAUAGUUUCUAACUUUUCGUUCUUUUUCUUCAUCCUCUCCCUCCCUCCCUCCCUCCCUCCCUCCCUUCCUUCCUUCCUUCCUUCCUCUAGCAACUGUUACUGAGACACUAAAACUGACAUCAUCAUUGACACUUAGCAAUUACAGUAUGCUGCUGGGAAGCAUGGGCAUGCUGGUUUCUUCUCAUAGCAGGAAUGGGAGGCUUACCAGGAACCCUCCUCAGAAUUUAUGUCCAUGAUUUUGGCUACAGAUGACCAUUAAAGCAGUAUAAGGUCAUAACCAGUAAAGUCUUCUCCUGUAACUUUCAGAAAAUAAAGUGAACUUAUUAACUGGAA